AUGGAAUUAAAUUUGUUGAAACAAUCUAGCUCAGGUUUAUCUGAUGCUGUUAGUGAUGUGAAGUCUAACAAAAGAAUCAAUAGCCAUCUCGCACAAAAAAACAAAAUUAAAAAAUUAAAAAUUUCCAAUUUUGAACCAAAAUCUAGUUUGAAAAAUUUAAGUGGGUCAGUUAGAGCGCCUAACAAUUCUGCUGGAUUGUUGGAGGGAGAAUGUUCUAUGGUUGAUAAAAAGUGUUUCAUGGUUGAUAAAAAAUUUAGCACUCCUGAGGAGGCAGUUUUUGAAAUGGGGACUGGUCAGACAAUGCAGAAGUAUGAGAGUGAAACGUCUGAAGAGGAUGAUGAGUCUUCAAAUGUAUCAUCUUGUUUUGUACGUCAAAACAAUGAACCUGAAGGUGUUGAUUUUAAGAAUUUUGAUACAGUUAAAAGUUUAAAUCGAUCAAAAUUUGAGUCUGCAUCAUUUGAUCCAACUUGUAAUUCUUUGAGGUCAGGAUCAAUUGAAAAUUUUUCCGAUAAUAAUAAUGUUGUUAUGAAAUUUGAUAACACAUUGGGCAACAGUUUAUUUUCAGCUACAUUUGAUGAAAACUGCUCUAGUUCGCUAGAAAAUUCAUCAAAUAUUUUUGUUUACACAAACAAUACACUUAAUAGCCAUCUUGAAACAGAGAGUGUUCCAAAAUUCUUUAUUCAUCCCUCGCCUGACAAUCUUUUUUAUUCAUCAACUUUUUUUCCCUUUAAUUCCCAUUUUGCCGCACCUAUCCUACUUAACACUUCAAAUCUGAACCGUUUGAAUGGUUCCACCAGCGUUGAACAGUCUCUCAUUCCUAAAGUACAUUCUCUGUGGGAACUGAAGUCACUUCCACUAACGGGCGGUUUCGUACAUGGACUUGUGAAAGUUGAUGACAACACUUGGAUGCCAACGGUUGAACCAUACUUGCCAACAGAUGAUCAAACGAAGCAAGGCGUAAACAAUGCUGAUUGUGGAACAGAAUUACUACAGAAUGAAAAAAGUAACACAAUAAGUUUAAGAUCUGGAAAAGUGUUGCCUUCAACAUUCUUGAAAAAUACAGAUAAACCCUUUGAAACAUCCUCAACUGCACUCUCAUCAAAUAAUGAAGCUGAUGAUAGAAGAAAAAGAGAGAUUCAUGCAGAAAUGAAAAUGAUACUUCCAGACUCUCGAAUUGAUAUUAACGGAUUGAACAGUCCAAUUGUUUCAAGAAGUAUGGACAAGGUGAAAGUGAGUCCUUUGCAUAAACUUCAAAACGUAAAAGUGAAAAAAAGAAAAAUGAAGUAUGAGAUGUCAGAUAAAACCUGGAGCAGGGGCGGAAUAAAAAAUUUGGAACUAAAAACAGUUGUUAGUCCCAUGACAAGAUCAAAAAAAAAGUUGUUACAAAGUCAUGUGUUUGGAUCCAGUCUAAAUAAUAAAUAA
This is a messenger RNA of Helobdella robusta, 1422 nucleotides long. RefSeq lists its product as hypothetical. NCBI's taxonomy places the organism in Eukaryota, Metazoa, Annelida, Clitellata, Rhynchobdellida, Glossiphoniidae. The record is from RefSeq and is a predicted model, not a curated record. Bases 1 to 1422 code for a protein of 473 amino acids. The transcript is spliced from 4 exons.